CGAGGCCGUUCAUGAAUGGAUAGCACUUUGAUUACUUUGCUGGGCCAAAGGUAACCUUAUAGCAGCCAAGUGUCCUGGCAGAGCAAUCGCAAAAGGAAGCCAGCGCCUAUUGGCCCGAUAGCGGCGUCUCUCAAUCCGCUACGGCCCUUAUAUCAAGCACGCGAGCCGCACAUCUUGCCCGCCUCAUCACCACGACACUCUUUUAUUUGCUUAUUCGCUCUCUUACGUUGUGCAGGAUGGCUCCGCUGCUCGCCAAAGCCUUACUUUUUCCCUCAACGGCUCUCGCGGGGCUUUUGAACUUCCAGCAGGCGACAGCCCCGCUGAGCCACCCAAUUGUAAACUCGGAGUCACUCCAGGCUUGCAUCGACCCCAAGGCCUUGCAAAGGAGAGCAGAAGCACUUUUUGAGAUCGCAAAGUCCAGCAUCGAUGAAUACAAUCGUCCAACCAGGGUGAUUGGCAGCGCGGGCCACCAAAGAACUCUUGACUAUAUCUAUUCGGAGCUUGCAAAUAUGGGAGACUAUUUCACCCUUUCCAACCAGACUUUCCAGGCUUUUACGGGCCAUGUUACAGAGUCCCGGUUGAUCAUCGGAGAUAGUGUCCUCACGAAUGCUACAGCGUUCAGCCUGACUCCCCCCACUCCUGAAAAUGAACCAGUUGACGGCAAGCUUGUUUUGAUUGCCGAUGAAGGCUGCGACAGCUCGAAUUAUCCUUCCAGCGUGGCCAAGAACAUUGCACUAAUUCAACGUGGUACGUGCCCUUUCAGCACGAAGUCCGAGCUGGCGGGCAAGGCUGGCGCUGUUGCUGCGGUUAUCUACAACAACCAGCACGGUUCUUUGUCCGGUACUCUCGGUACCCCGUUGCCGGACCACGUGCCAACAUUUGGUAUCUCAAAGGAAGAAGCUGCUCCGUUCAUUGAGAUCUUGAAAAAUAAGAACAUGACCCUGCUCGCCACAGCAUAUAUUGAUGGCGAGGUGCGCACCAUCGACACGUACAACAUCGUCGCGCAGACCACUCAGGGUGAUGCCAACAACUGUGUUAUGCUCGGCGCCCAUAGCGAUUCUGUUGCGGAAGGUCCCGGGAUCAAUGAUGACGGGAGCGGCACGCUCACUCUCCUCGAAGUUGCUCAACAGCUAACCAAGUUCACGGUCAAGAACUGUGUCCGCUUUGCAUGGUGGGCUGGUGAGGAGGAGGGGCUGCUUGGCUCAGACUACUAUGCCGAUCAUCUAUCGCCGGAAGAAAAUCAGAAAGUUAGGCUUUUCAUGGACUACGACAUGCUUGCCAGCCCCAAUUUUGCGUACCAAGUCUACAACGCUACCAACGAAGCAAAUCCCGAGGGCUCAGAGCAGCUUCGUGAUAUGUACACUGCCUGGUACAAGAAACACAACAUUCCGUACACGCUCAUCGAGUUUGACGGCCGAUCUGACUACGACGGAUUCAUCCGCAACGGAAUCCCAGCCGGUGGGAUUGCCACCGGCGCCGAGGGCGUGAAAACCAAGGAGGAACAACAGCUUUUCGGCGGAAAAGCUGGCGAUUGGUAUGACCCGUGCUACCACCAACUCUGCGACGACGUUGGAAAUGUCAACAUGACUGCUUGGGAGGUCAACACGAAGCUCGUCGCCCACAGUGUCGCUACUUAUGCAUUGAGCUUCGAUGGGUUUCCUGCAAGAAAUCCGCCGACUGUCAGCGAUAGUGUCUUCCGCACCAAGCCUGCUACAAACAAGGGCUCAAGUGGAACAAGCUUGCUUUACCAUGGGCCAAAGCUUGUCAUGUAAGAUGAUGAUUGUGUGAAAGAUUCAAUUGUAAUUUAGGACUGUUGAUAUCUUGGUCAUAGACUAUAAACAUAGAAGGUCAUCUGAAUGCAGUAGUAACGGCUUUGUGGUAUCUCUAAUCUUGUGCGACAGA
Molecule: messenger RNA, 1902 nt
Organism: Verruconis gallopava
Lineage: Eukaryota; Fungi; Ascomycota; Dothideomycetes; Venturiales; Sympoventuriaceae
Exons: 2
Coding region: 237-1772 (511 amino acids)
Biological process (GO): proteolysis
Molecular function (GO): aminopeptidase activity; metalloexopeptidase activity
Source: RefSeq, a predicted model, not a curated record